AUGCCGCUGAGAGGGCAGAGGGAAGCUGGCAGGGUAGUUGGCUUUGAUGUGAAGGGCAGGAGGUGGUGGUGUGUGAGGGACAGUGAGAUGGGCCUAAGGGUGUGGAAGGAAGACCGCAACGGGGAAGUGGAGUUGGCAGUUUGGGAGGGAGCUCUACUGCCGGCUAUAGCUGGGUCCUUGGAGGAUGAGAUUCUGAGAAUUAAAUCAGAGCUGAAUAGAAAGGUUACUGAUAUAAAGCUGAAUCGGCAUCGGGAGGGUGGAGGUGCUAAGAAGAGGAAAAGGGAUGAUGAUGGACAAGUGAAGAAGUUGCAGAAGAUUGCUUCGGGGCCUCUGACGGGCACAUCAGGGCCGAUACGCUGUUUGAAUUGUCACCAGUUGGUUCUGGCGCGGAAUUUGAAGGACUUGGCUGAGCACGUCGAUCAGGAGGUUAAAGCGGCUGAGAGGAGGGGGAGGAGAUUGGCGAUGAAGGAGAAGCAGGAAGCAAUGGCGGCCGCGAGAUAUGCAGAGGCAUUGGCUCAAGCGCCGGGGAGGAGGGAGAGGAAGAGGGUUGAUUAUACAUCGAAGGCCUUUGACCAGCAGAUCAACCGAGCGCUGAAACGUAGUGAACAUCCUGAGGAGGUAGAAGAUGAUGAUGAAGAGGAUCACGUGUCGGGUGGAAGGUCAAGGAGUGCGAGGAGGGAGUCGCAGAAUCUUAGCCGUGUAGAAGGCGAUGGUGACUAUCUUGAAUCGGGGGAUGAGGAUAUCAGAGCUUCUGAUGUCGAUGAUGAGGAGGAAGAAGAGGAGGAGGAGGUUGAUAAUGAUGGGGGUAUAGCUGCUGAUGUGAAGAGAGAACACCAGCAGAGGGAAGUAGUCGUGAAGCAGGGCAAGUCUAUUGGUACGGAAAUUGACGAGUUUGAAGAGUUCGAGCCGUUUUAUGAACGCGAACCGACGCUUCCUCCCAUGCGAACUGGGAUGGAUAACGUGACGCAAGUUGACGAGAAAUAUGUAUAUGACUUCGACGGCCAGGAGGUCCAGAGAGAGAUAAUUGAUGUUAUAGUUAAUAAGACGAUGCAACAGGCAUUGGAGGAAGUGCGGGAAGAAGAGGAACAAGUGGCCAUUGCAGACUUCCAGCAGAGGUGGCAUGAGAGGCAGAAAGCUGAGCGGGAGAAAUACGAACGGCUCGAGGCGAUCGAAGUGGAACGAAAUGAACGAACUCAGGAGCUCAUCAGAGAGGCUGAUGCGAAGGUCAGAGCAAGGCAGCUGCUCGAGAGGAAAAUCGAAAUUGGACGGUUUGCCAACAAAUUUUCCGAAAGGGUUAUUGCCGAGACCUUAGCCGAACUCAACGCGAUCGGUAGAUUUGAUAAUCUGCUACUCAACGCAGCUGAGCAGACGCCCGAGGCGGCCCUAUUGCGGGUGUUUAUGCUUGACCCCCAACACGUGGAAGGGGAGAAGAUACCAGUCGGGCCUAUUGGUAUCGACUCCUCUACACGGCUAGUGGAUGUCCUAUAUAGGAUACAGCGUUGGAUAGCAGAGCAUGAGCCUGGGGUCUUGGCAGAGGCGACUGCGUUGUUGAGUCCAUUGCAGCUCGCUACUACACCCCUUCUGGAAUUGUAUAUAACUACUACAGGAGAACUUGUCAAGUCUACUGAGGAGCUGUUCGAGAGUUCUUUCAUGGGGAAGAUUGCUGUGCGGAAAAAGAUACGACGGCAGAGUUUGAACAGAGACCAGGAGGAAAGCGAGUGA
Perkinsus marinus ATCC 50983 is the source of this 1722-nucleotide messenger RNA. RefSeq lists its product as hypothetical. Bases 1 to 1722 code for a protein of 573 amino acids. Gene Ontology annotation, cellular component: cilium. NCBI's taxonomy places the organism in Eukaryota, Perkinsozoa, Perkinsida, Perkinsidae. The transcript has 14 exons. The record is from RefSeq and is a predicted model, not a curated record.